UCGAACCAAACUGCCCCAAAAAGACCGCAGCCGCCCAUGGUAUCGAACUUUCUCGGACCCCCGACGCCACACCGCGCGUAGGCGGGUUCCUCAACUGCUCCAUAUUUCAUUCAAAAUUAAAAAAAAAAGAAGCACGCGUAGAUCCAACCUAUUAAUUCUUGGUUCCUAUCGUGACACCGCCAAAGCCUCUCCAGAAACUUUCCCAAGAAACUAAAGCGAGGAGGAGGACAAGAAGAAGAAUGGAAGACGGGCGUGCGAGCAGGCUUAACCGACGGGUGGCGGGGACGCUGGGGCGGCACCUGGCCCGGCGGCUGGUCCAGAUCGGAGUCCGGGACGUGUUCUCGGUGCCGGGAGACUUUAAUCUGACCCUCCUGGACCACCUGAUCGCCGAGCCGGAGCUCAAUCUGGUGGGGUGCUGCAACGAGCUCAACGCCGGCUACGCGGCAGAUGGCUACGCCCGGGCCCGCGGCGUGGGCGCCUGCGUCGUGACCUUCACCGUGGGUGGGCUCAGCGUUAUCAACGCCAUCGCCGGCUCCUACAGCGAGAAUCUUCCCAUCAUUUGUAUAGUCGGCGGUCCGAAUUCCAACGACUACGGCACCAACCGCAUCCUCCACCACACCAUCGGCCUUCCCGAUUUCUCUCAGGAGCUCCGCUGCUUCCAGACCGUCACUUGCUACCAGGCUGUGGUGAAUAAUUUGGAUGAUGCGCAUGAACUGAUCGACACGGCUAUCUCGACGGCGCUCAAGGAGUGCAAGCCGGUUUACAUCAGCGUUAGCUGCAACCUGCCGGCGAUUCCGCACCCGACUUUUGCUCCGGAGCCGGUGCCAUAUUUUCUUGCACCUCACAUGAGCAACCAAAUGGUACUAGAGGCUGCAGUGGAGGAAACAGCAGAAUUUCUGAACAAGGCUGUGAAGCCGGUUUUAGUUGCAGGGCCCAAAUUGAGGGUAGCCAAGGCUCAGAAAGCUUUUGUUGAAGCAGCCAAUGCAUGUGGGUACCCAAUAGCUAUUAUGCCAUCUGCCAAGGGGCUAGUGCCAGAGCACCACUCCCAUUUCAUUGGGACCUACUGGGGUGCAGUUAGCACCAAUUUCUGUGGUGAGAUUGUGGAAUCAGCUGAUGCAUAUGUCUUUGUUGGCCCAAUCUUUAAUGAUUACAGCUCUGUGGGUUAUUCUUUGCUGAUCAAGAAAGAGAAAGCAGUAUUUGUACAGCCCAAUCGAGUGACUGUUGGUAAUGGGCCUUCCUUUGGUUGGGUUUUCAUGGCUGACUUCUUAACUGCACUUGGACAGAAGCUCAGGAAGAAUACCACAGCCUUGGAAAAUUAUCGACGGAUCUUUGUACCACCCUGCCUUCCCCUCAAACGUGAGAACAAUGAGCCUUUGAGGGUCAACAUCCUUUUUAAGCAUAUCCAGGAUAUGCUGAGUGGAGACACAGCAGUUAUUGCAGAGACUGGUGACUCUUGGUUCAACUGUCAAAAGCUUCGGUUGCCAGAGAAUUGUGGAUAUGAGUUCCAGAUGCAGUAUGGGUCUAUUGGAUGGUCAGUUGGUGCCACUCUUGGAUAUGCACAAGCUGCCAAGAAUAAACGUGUAAUUGCUUGCAUAGGAGAUGGGAGCUUCCAGGUGACAGCACAGGAUAUUUCCACAAUGAUCCGUUGUGGGCAGCGAAGCAUCAUAUUUCUCAUCAAUAAUGGUGGCUACACCAUUGAAGUAGAGAUCCAUGAUGGUCCUUACAAUGUGAUCAAGAAUUGGAAUUAUACUGGAUUUGUUGACGCUAUUAACAAUGGCGAAGGCGGAUGUUGGACUUCUAAGGUGCGCACAGAGGAAGAACUGGAAGAUGCCAUUUCAAAGGCCACCGGGGAGCAAAAGGAUAGCUUGUGCUUUAUUGAGGUCAUGGUGCAUAAAGAUGAUACAAGCAAGGAGCUCCUGGAGUGGGGAUCAAGAGUCUCGACAGCCAACAGCCGCCCUCCAAAUCCGCAAUAGCUUGUCGAGAUCAUGACAAAAUCUGGUUACACGUAAUUGCUCAUGGGGAAAAGAAUGUUUGUGUCAGAACCUCCAAGUAGAGGGGCCAAUGCGGCACUACGGCGAAUAAGUAGUUCUGUUCACCGCUAUUGUAACGUAGAAAAUCAGUUUGUGUUGGGGUGCCCUGUAAUAAGCCUUAAGCAAUAUUUGUGAUGUUGCCUAAGUGCAAGCUGCUGUGUUAAUUGCACCAUGGACGUACACUGGCUGGUCUAACAAAUGAUUAAUACGGAAUAGUAGCAGACGUAUCUUCAGAUGGCUGGAUACUCCAAACAA
This is a messenger RNA of Elaeis guineensis (African oil palm), 2285 nucleotides long. RefSeq names its product pyruvate decarboxylase 1. Gene Ontology annotation, molecular function: magnesium ion binding; pyruvate decarboxylase activity; thiamine pyrophosphate binding. The record is from RefSeq and is a predicted model, not a curated record. NCBI's taxonomy places the organism in Eukaryota, Viridiplantae, Streptophyta, Magnoliopsida, Arecales, Arecaceae. Gene Ontology annotation, cellular component: cytosol.